GAUUUACUGAGGCAGAAAAUAAGGGUUUUGCGGGUGUCAUUACAUAUAUUAACAGCACUGGGGUACAAGUAGAGAGAGUUUCAAGAAAGUAAAGCCAUGUCUUUAUUAGCUAAAUAAACUAUGGAAGAAAACAAGAAAAAAAUAAAAAAGAUGCCUUCGAGGAGUACACUACACUAGGUACUCCCUUAUAUAUCCUCUUCAGCAAUUCAUUCUCACCUCACAAAGUUCAUACAGAAAACACAAUUUUGUUCAUUGUUCAUUGUUCACUUUCAAAUAUAGAUAUAUCUUAGCCUAAUUCGGUGAUAACGAAAAUGGUCUCCAAAAAGCCUAGAAUUGUGAUAAUUGGUGCAGGAAUGGCUGGAUUAACAGCUGCUAACAAGCUCUACACAGCUUCCGGCUCGAAAGAACUCUUCGAGCUUUUCGUUGUAGAGGGUGGAACAAGAAUCGGUGGCAGAAUUAACACUUCCGAAUUUUGCGGUGACAGGAUUGAGCUAGGGGCUACUUGGAUCCAUGGAAUUGGGGGUAGCCCAGUUUACAAAAUUGCUCAAGAAAUCGAUUCAUUGAAAUCUGACCAGCCAUGGGAAUGUAUGGAUGGAAAUUUGGAGGAUCCUUUGACCAUAGCUGAAGGAGGGUAUGAGCUUAAUCCAUCAUUUGUUGAGUCUAUCUCUAGUCUUUUCAAGAAUCUGAUGGAUUUAGCUCAAGGGAAAGUGAUUAAAGAAGAUGGCGAAAUCGUUGCGCGUUUGAAGCAAGUUGCAGCCAAAUCUGCUGGAGAUCUCAGCGUUGGUUCUUUUCUGGAGCAAGGCCUCGAAGCUUAUUGGAGCCUAACUAAAGACGAGAAGCUUGCUGUCAAUGGAUUUGGAAAUUGGAGUGGAAAAUCACUCCAAGAAGCCAUUUUUGCAAUGCAUGAGAACACGCAAAGGACUUAUACAUCGGCCGAUAACUUGCACAGUCUUGAUUACAAUGCAGAGAGUGAGUACAAGAUGUUUCCUGGUGAAGAAAUAACUAUUGCAAAAGGUUACUUGAGCGUGAUUCAAUCACUGGUUUCUGUAUUACCAGCCGGUUUGAUCCAGUUAGGCCGGAAAGUGGUGAAAAUCGAAUGGCUGCUUGAGACGAAGAAGAACGGAGAGAUCAACAAUGGAUGGCCAGUUAAGCUACAUUUUUCAGAUGGAUCAACAAUGUAUGCUGAUCACGUAAUUCUCACAGUUUCACUUGGAGUACUUAAGCAAGGAAUUAAACAAGAUUCUGGUUUGUUUAGCCCCCCACUACCUAGUUUCAAGACUGGAGCAAUUUCAAGGCUGGGAUACGGUGUUGUUGACAAAUUGUUUUUGCAACUAAGUAACUCAGAUGAUGAUCAAGAAAUCAAUGGUUACAAAACAAAAUUUCCAUUCUUGCAAAUGGUUUUUCAUCAAAAAGAUUCCAAUUUAAGGCACCCAAAAAUCCCAUGGUGGAUCAGGAGAACAGCUUCUUUAUCUCCAAUUUACAGCAAUUCAAGAGUCUUAUUAUCAUGGUUUGCAGGCAAAGAGGCCCUACAACUCGAAUCCCUCAACGAUGAAGAGAUUCUAAAUGGGGUUUCCACAACUGUCUCAAACUUGUUACCCCAUAACUUGUGUAAUUCUGCAGGAGUUCCUCAACCAAAAUUUGAUAAAGUUUUGAGGACUAAAUGGGGUACUGAUCCUCUCUUCUUGGGAUCAUAUAGUUAUGUGGCCGUAGGAUCAAGUGGCGACGACUUGGAUACUCUGGCCGAGCCAUUACCAAAAACCGUCACUAUUUGUUCUGAUUCUUCGUCAUCGUCCUCCCCACUACAAAUUCUAUUUGCAGGAGAAGCAACACACAGAACACACUAUUCAACCACUCAUGGAGCUUACUUUAGUGGUCUUAGAGAAGCUAAUAGGCUUCUUAAACACUAUAAUUGUAUUGUUGUAUGAAUGUUUUUUGCCGUACUAGAAAUUUAGGCAGCUUAUUUUCUCUUACUUUUACUUAUUUUCUACAUUCAUUUGCAAGAAAAAAAAUUAAAAAUAUAUCUUCCUUAAGCUAGUCUAUAAGCUAAGAAUGUUGGGGGCAGUGAAAGGGAGAGAUGGGGACAUUUUCAGAUGUGCUGAUCAAAUUGAAUGAAUUAAAGGAAGCUUCUUUUUCAUUUU
Messenger RNA from Olea europaea var. sylvestris, 2138 nucleotides. RefSeq names its product probable polyamine oxidase 5. NCBI's taxonomy places the organism in Eukaryota, Viridiplantae, Streptophyta, Magnoliopsida, Lamiales, Oleaceae. The transcript has a single exon. The coding region runs from base 312 to 1925 and encodes 537 amino acids. Gene Ontology annotation, molecular function: polyamine oxidase activity. The record is from RefSeq and is a predicted model, not a curated record.